Molecule: messenger RNA, 5013 nt
Organism: Geodia barretti
Lineage: Eukaryota; Metazoa; Porifera; Demospongiae; Tetractinellida; Geodiidae
Source: the annotation of a GenBank genome assembly
CUAUUCAAUCGCGGUCAACGGGUUAAACCCGAUUUCCACGCUGAUCCGAAGGGAAAGAGGCUCAAAGGGAAAUGCCGCCGGUGGGUAAGGAAUCGGCUGCUAGAGAGAGGGCGUCGUGGAUAAAGGCUCUGAGACCGAGACAAAAGUGGAACAACAAAGACGAGUUUCUGGACGCACUCUACUGGCUUCGACAGGGACUGUGUCUGCUUCUCGGACUAGUCUGGGGGAUCAUUCCUCUUCAAGGCUACGUGGGGAUGACCCUUUUUCUAGCAGUCAAUGGAGGUGCGGUGUACAGCUACUGCGCCCUCUACCAGAGAGUGGAGGAAGAGGAGUAUGGAGGAAUAUGGGAGCUGCUCAAAGAAGGCUUCAUGACCUCUUUUGCCCUCUUUCUAGUGAACUGGAUCAUUAUGUACACUGCAUUGCAUCACAAUGUAUGACCAUCUUUUCAUAAUAAUAUUCACAACAACUAUGAUAAAUCAAUCACUAGAAAUUGAUAUAGCAAUGCCUAUAAAAUAGCUGGGGAACUUGAAUUAUGUGGUUAGUAACAGCAGGUUAGUCUUCCUUGGCAGUUUUGGGUCGAGGGAGGUAGAUGCCACUAAACAGAGUGCUGCAGACCAACCAGACGAGGUGCAUAAUCCAGUAGACCCAAAUGUGGGACAGAAUGGUGUAGAACAGGAACACGAAAACCGGCCAGCUCUUGUAGAUGGCCCACACCAGGAGUGACUUUUUCUUCACGUCUCCUUCCUUUCUCCCCUCCUUCUUCAUGUCCACCUUCUCCGUAUCUUCCUCCACGACUUCGUCUUCCUCUCUCUUGACUGGCGGUGACUGGGUGCCAGCUGCAGCUGAGGAAACUGCAGGUUUCUUUCUUGGUGGUGUUGAUUCUCCGACUACUUCAUCCUCUGUGGCUUUAGUCACCGUCUCUUUCGCAGUUUUCUUUUUGUUGGCAGGAGUAGCAACGGUUGGUUCUUGAGGUGUUUCUUGUGCUGGUGUGUCUUUCUCUCCCGGCAUUUCUGGCAGCUCGGUUGGUCUUUCUGGCUCGUCUUCUGUAGUCAUUUUUGGAGGCUCUUCAGUUACUUUAACUGUCUGUGGUUCCACUGUUUCAUUCGCCUCUGGUGGCGGUUCGGUCGGUGCAUCAGCUCCCUCUGAUGGCUCCUCUUGUGUCUGUGAUUCCACUGGCUCUUCCGGCGGAGAAUUCUCUUCUUCCUUCACUUUAGUCUGCUCAGUAGCAGUUUCUGGUUCAGAUGUUUGUUGUGUUGGUUUCUGGCUCUCUUCUGCCUUCAAUGGUGGUUGGGCGGGUGCCUCUUUCCUACCAUCUUUUCGUUUGUCCUCUUCUUCCCUCUUGUCUUCUUCCUUCUUUUCUCCCGCUGACUUCUUCUUGUCGUCCUUUUGCUCAGUCGAAGGGUCCACUACAGAGUAUAGUGCAUCCCAGAUGAGUCUGUCCUGUGCAAGCACAUCCACAAGGGUGUGGGGAGCCCCUGACGAUUUGUCGGAAUUGGCAAUCAAGAGAUGGAGAUUGAGUCUAGGGACCGUGUACAUCCGAAUCACGUUGUGCAACACGGCCAUGGCAUUAGAGGGUAGAAACGGAGCUAGACAUCUGUCUUCCUUGCUACUUGCUUUCCCGCCACCUCGAGGACAGUUGAACCACCACCCGUACAAAAAGUGCCCGCCGUCCACCGGGUGUAAGUCUGACUUGGAGACCUCAAAAAAGUUGACCAUGUCGCUGCCCAGGGCCUCUGCGUAUCUGGCCACGUCCUUCAAGUGUGUGAGCAUCUGUCCCUUGUCGCUGAACACGGAGUAGUCCAUAGCUACCGAUAUGAGUGCGUCUCUCCAAGCAUCCUCUGCAACAGUACCUAAGACCGUGGUGAGAUAGAAAAAGGCGGCCUUGCCCCGUCUGUUUAGCUCCGGGAGGAGGGUGGGCGAGUCUAGGUCGACUGAAUUACCACUCUGCGGUAGUUUAGUUGUCAGGUCGUGCAAGCUGAAGGAGAGGUAGUCCUUAACACUGCUGUGUUCUCUGUGUUUUCCCCUCAGAACAUCUCCCAUGGGAUUUGUGAGUAGUUCCGGCUUGUAGCCCUCCAAAAGGAUUGGUAGUGUUGUAGACAGGAUGGGCAGGAGGACGGCGUGCGGGAGAAGAAAGGUGGAGUUGAACUGGAUCCCCUCCGCCGCUCUCUGCGACAGGACAGUCGAGCCUUUGACGAGGAAGGCGCUCACGUGAGCUUCGUCAUUGAGGACUUUCCUCAGGUUCUCGUUCAUCUUGGCGGUCUUGCGUUUCAGCUCCUCGGGCGGGGCCUGAAGAAAGAGCUCCAGUUUCCCGCUGAUGUCAUCGCCUCUCUUGGGCAGGUGGGCCUUCAGAUGCUCCACUGGCUCGUGUUCUAUUGGGGACUGACCACGUGUCGAGGUCGACAGCAGCAACAGAUAGAUCGUCAGAGCCGGCAGACUCGCCAAUACACUGCUGUGGUGCACAGGCAUUGCUACAGCAGCCCGAAUAAGUGUAAUCCUUGACUUCCUAGGCAAUGACCAGACCACAGCUGCAGAGAGUGUCGUCCAUCAUCAUCAUCCCAAAAAACGAGGUGCGCAUGCGCGCGUUUGGUGACCACGCCUUCUUUGUGCCACAAGAGAGAGGCGUGGCCAAAGACCGAUUGCUGGAUUAGGCCCUUCAAUUCUGAUUAGCGCUGUUGGCACUGCUGAACUCCAUGUUUACGCUUGUCGGGUGGCAUGGAUAAUUCGGAGGAAUCAACGUCAAUCGAGCUCAAGACCAUGAACGAGUACGGAGCCAGGGACGUCUCUCCCAACUCGAAUGGCGGGGCUGCGGGCCCCAAAGGGAACGGAGGCGGUGAAGAAGACGACAUAGACAAUUUUCAGUUGGUGGAGCCUACGGAGACCCCCGAGAGCAGCGAGGAGGGCGAGGAAGGGAAGAACGGGAAGAAGAAGGCGCGGGAGGUCUGGGACAACAAGGUCCAGUUCAUUCUGACGUUGGUGGGGUAUGCUGUCGGCCUGGGGAACAUCUGGCGGUUCUCUUACCUCACCGCCAAAAACGGAGGAAGUGCCUUCAUGAUCCCCUACCUGGUCAUGCUGUUCCUGCUGGGCAUCCCCCUGUUCUACCUCGAGCUACUCCUGGGGCAGAGCCUGCGAAAGGGCCCCGUUCUCACCUGGCACAAGCUUCUCCCCAACUUCACCGGAGUCGGAAUCGCCUCCGUGGUCGUCAUAGUCUACAUUUGCCUGUACUACAACGUCAUCAUUGCCUGGGUGAUCUUCUACUUCUUCAAGUCCUUCCAGAGCCCCCUUCCCUGGGCCAAGUGUGACGGAUUCGACGUUCUCAAGAAGGACCUCUCGGACGUACUGGUCAACUACACUGGGAAUGUUGGCGAACUGGAGAGCUGCUUCAAUGAGUCCACAGAGUAUUACUGGUACACUAGUGCGGUGGGGGCCAGCACAGACAUAGCCAGCGCAGGUGUCUUCAACUGGAAGAUGUUCCUGUGCCUCAUGGCUGCCUGGGUGCUCAUCUAUAUUGUUUAUUUCACGGCCACGUUUCCCUACCUCAUUCUGAUGUGUCUGUUCUUCAGAGCUGUCACACUGGACGGAGCAGGAGAUGGUAUCAGGUUCCUCUUCCUCCCCGACAAGGGUUUCCAGGUCUUUAUUGCAGGGUUCUCCCCUUCGUUAAUGUGCAGGUGGGCCAAGUUGUUCAGCCCGCAGGUGUGGCUGGAAGCGUCCACUCAGAUCUUUUUCUCCCUCGGAGUAGCCACCGGAGCCCUCAUUGCCCUAUCCAGCUACACCAAGCCUCACUACAAUGCCCUCACAGACUCCCUCAUCGUCUGCCUCAUCAACUCGGCCACCUCCAUCUUCUCCGCCAUUGUGGUGUUUAGUAUCAUCGGGUUCAAGGCCAAACAGACCAACAUUAACCUGAAUGAAGAAUUGGUCUCAGACGGUCCUGGUCUCGCAUUCGUAGUGUUCACGGAGGCCAUUAUCCACAUGCCACUGUCCCCUCUCUGGGCCGUCCUGUUCUUCAUCAUGCUCAUGUUACUGGGAGUGGACAGCCAGUUUGCCACUGUUGAGGGGUUGAUUACCGUCAUGAGAGACAUACGCUUCUUCAAGAAACUCCGCAAGGAGCUGCUUGUCGCCAUGAUCUGCGUGGUCAUGUUUCUGCUGAGUUUCCCGUUUGUCUUGGGCAACGGAGUCUACCUGUUCCAGCUGUGGGACCAGUUCUCUGCCACCUUCCCUCUCCUCCUCAUCGGCUUCUUCGAGUUCAUCGCCAUUGGCUGGGUCAUCGGGGUCAAGAAUUUCUUCAACAACGUCACCACAAGGAGAGUCACUCCACGAAUGAUGAUAUUCUGGACCGUCAUGUGGAAGUAUGUGACUCCACUGGUCAUGAUUGUCAUAUUCUUUGGAGCCAUGAUCUCGGAGCUGGUCAACCCACUGCAAUAUGUUUCCUAUUCUGAUGGUAAUGAAACCAGAGUGGACUACCCCAGCUGGGCCCAGUUCGUAGGCUGUGUCAUUGUCCUCACGUCUGUCCUGUGCAUGCCAGUCUACCUCAUCGCCCGUCUCAUUCUCUUUGAGAGUGGUCGGGAAGAGGCCCUCGUCUUCAUCCGCCAGCAGGUCAAGGACGGGGAGGAGCUGCUCGCCUCGCUCAAACGGCUUCCUCACAGAACUCUCUCGUUCCUGCGCUCGCUGCGACUGAAGAGCCAGUCAUGGUCGAGACACAGUGACGAGGGGUCGGAGGACAUCGACGGGCAGGAGGACCUGUCAGUGCCGUACUCGCGAGCCAAUGGGACACCUGUUCUCGGGUCCUACGGGACACAGAUUACCCAGGAAACUUCAAAUUGAUGACUACUGUCCACUAUUGAUUCCUCUUAUGUGUCUCUUUAUCGCCGUCAUUGUGUGGCAUAAGGUGUAAAAAUUCAAUUUUAAUUUGAUUAUGCAAUUAGCAUUCUCGUCACUCACACUGUGCGUCAUGGUCAGACAGCAUUGUUUGGCCCAUGAAGUACGAGGUAUUCAUGAAUGGUGGUACUAUGAACCACC